AUGGUGAGAGUUCCACAACCUGACAAGCCAAAGAUUUGGGUAACUGUAUUGGAUUUAAAGAAAAACAGUAUCAGUUGCAUAAAUAUAACGAUGUUGACACAGGAUUUCCCAAAUAUACGCCACAUGGAUCUUCGUGAAAACCCCAUCAACUGCGGAGUAGUCAAAAGCAUUAGCACACGAGCACUGCACGUCAUCAGUGACUGUUAUUCUUUUAACAUGACUAGCACAAACUCGCCAAUAACCGGAGGCAUGCAGAGCAUUAAGCUCCACCCAUCUGAUAAACCAUGGAUAAAUACUAACAUUAAAAAGCUUAUCGCCAAACGACAACGAGCAUGGUUAACUGGCCAUCCCUCGGCAUACUCCUUCUACCGCAACAAAACUACUAAAUUAUGCAGGUAAGCUAGACGCACAUAUUUUAACUCAAAGAUAUUAAAUACUAAGGACAGCAACCCUAAGAAGUGGUGGAAAAACAUCAAAGCUUUGUCUGGAUUUGCAAAGCCAUCCUUACCCUCCUGCCUGUAUCAUGAUGGUGAAUUCAAGCGAGGUGCAGAUUUAGCAGAUUUAAUAGCUGAAUCUUUCAGCAAAGUAUCAGAUGAUAUUCCAGCACUGAGUUUUACAAAGUUACCAAUUACUACAAUUCCUAAUGAGUUCAUUCUCUCACCACAACAAGUCGAGUACGAAUUGUCCAAUAUAAAAGUACAUAAAUCUGUUGGUCCGGAUGCAAUACCAAACUGGCUCCUUAAGUUUUGCGUAUCUUUUCUUAGCAGUCCUAUUUGUUCUAUAUUCAAUUCUUCCAUUGCUCAAGGUGCUUUCCCUAACACCUGGAAAUGUGCGGACGUCAUACCAAUCUCUAAAGUACCUAAUCCCAAAUCUGCAGAUGAUGACUUACGACCAAUUUCUCUUACAUCUGUCCUUAGUAAAAUACUGGAACGUUUUAUUUAUCUUUGGCUCCUUUCCUCUAUUCAUCCGCACAUCGUUCCAUAUCAAUAUGGAAACAUAAAGAACUGUUCGACAACUCACCAGCUCAUUCAUCUCAUUCACCAUUGGUUGGUUGAAACUGACAAACCUGAAAACCUAAUUAGAUCAUGUAUGAUUGAUUUCUCAAAAGCGUUCGAUCGUAUUGAUCAUAACAUUCUCCUAAUGAAACUAACAAAUUUAGAUGUGCCCCCCAUAUUGAUAAAUUGGUGUGCCAAUUUUUUGCAAGAUCGUCAACUUCGUGUAAAACUUGGAGAAAUAAGAUCUAAUUGGAAACAGAUUAAGGCCGGCGUACCUCAAUGA
Messenger RNA from Paramuricea clavata, 1278 nucleotides. NCBI's taxonomy places the organism in Eukaryota, Metazoa, Cnidaria, Anthozoa, Malacalcyonacea, Plexauridae. The record is from the annotation of a GenBank genome assembly.